Bradysia coprophila is the source of this 1550-nucleotide messenger RNA. RefSeq lists its product as uncharacterized. The record is from RefSeq and is a predicted model, not a curated record. Lineage: Eukaryota; Metazoa; Arthropoda; Insecta; Diptera; Sciaridae. Gene Ontology annotation, molecular function: protein heterodimerization activity; structural constituent of chromatin; DNA binding. Gene Ontology annotation, cellular component: nucleosome.
UCGCCGUGUCACAGAUCAGCUGUUUUCUAAUAAUUAAUUGACAGUUUGAUCAAAGCGAAUUCAUUUAGAGUUUAUUUGAAUGAUGUUAAUUAAGUUUUAUUUGCACAAUACAAAGUGAUAAAAUGAGUGCAAACAAUGGAACCGUGUUACCAUCUGACACUAAUGCGAUGGUCUCAAGAGCACGACCGAACCCAAUCGCGAUCGAAUCACUGAAACAACUUUAUGAGGAUAAAGACGAGACGGGUGAUGUUUGUUUUAUCAUUGGAUCUGAUCGUAUUCGUGCCCAUCGGUGUGUAUUGGCUGCAAUCAGUUCUAAAUACAAAACUCAAUUCUAUGGUUCUCAGCCUGACAAAUCCGAUGUGGAAGUAGUUGGAACAUCGGCAUCUGCUUUUAGAAAGUUUAUCGAGUUCUUUUACUUAGACGAAAUUGUGCUGACCGUUGAAGAUAUCGAAGGUGUUUUGGACUUAGCGAAACAGUCGCUUGUCAAUCAGUUUGUCCAAUUAUGUGUCGAUUUUCUCAUCGAAAUUACACCGUUGGACAAUAUGUUCCUGGGUUAUCGUUUGGCUGUUUUGUAUGAUAUCGAUGUAUUGAAGAAUUUAUGCGAAUCGCUCAUCGAAAAGGACACGGUGAAAGUACUUAAGUCUGAAGAUUUUAUCAUCAAUUGUGAUCGUGAUUUGCUUCUGACCAUACUAAAACUAGAUACGUUGAACUGCAGAGAAACAGAAGCUUUUGAUGCCUGCAUAGAAUGGGCUAAGGCUGCAUGCAAGCGGAGAAAUGUUGAUCCAGACGAUGCGGAAAAUUUGCGUCAUGAGUUGGAUGAUGCCAUCAAUCAAAUACGUUUUGGAUCGAUGACGAUCGAGGAAUUCGUCAUUCGUCAAAGGUCGUACGGGGGUCUUUUUAGUCAAGACGAAACCAACGAAAUUUUUUACAUGAUCGGUCAGCUUAAAGAUUUCAAAUCAGAAAAAUUCAAUCAAACGCCACGAAAUCGGUCUACAACGAAUUUAGCAAAGACAUCAGCAGCGUGUGUGGUAUGUAAUCGAGUCAUUUCUUAUAAACCAGAUAAUAGUUGCACAGAGUACGUCAUGGGAGCAAUUCUGUCAUUCACUUGUAAUCAUUCAAUUCGCUUGGAAGGAUUUACUGUUGGCUGUUGUGAUUACGAGGGUUUCUAUGUGCUUCUUUUAACUCUGAAUGGUAGAAAUCAUCAUAUAAAAACAUCAUCCAAACAGAAGAAACAAAAGAAUGAAACGACAAUUACAUUUGAUGAGCCUGUUGAUGUCGAACGCAAUAUUGUGUGCCAGAUUUUGUUCGAUUUUAAGAACUUAAAAAUGUCCACCGGCUAUAAGCUGGCCACAAAAGUUAGUUCAGACAACGUUACUUUCGUCUUCGAUUACGUUAACUUUGACGAUUACGUCACCAAGCUGUUGUACAACUUGAAAUAAGUAUUCGAAUAAAAAUAUGAAAAAAAUGGAUUACUUUUUAUGAAGACACAGCACUGCUCCUAGCAUGAAGCAUGAACAUAGAUAGUAUUCAGAGACUGAUGACGUUACAAG